Molecule: messenger RNA, 1785 nt
Organism: Parnassius apollo (apollo)
Lineage: Eukaryota; Metazoa; Arthropoda; Insecta; Lepidoptera; Papilionidae
Source: the annotation of a GenBank genome assembly
AUGUCACAGUCAUUUUUAUUGGAACCAGAUAUUAUAGCAGCGACUGAAAAUGUUAUGCCCGACUUGAAUAACGAUUUAGUACUUGCAAAAAACUUUUUGAAACAGCAGAGCGCGGCUACGGGUGAUAACUUAUAUGAUCACCUGGUAGAUCUAGUGCACAAAAUCCUUACACACAAGCCGCCCGAUGUAGUCGACAACUUUGAGCAGUACUCGUGGGAGGUGAAACAAGAGAAGCUCAGGCCUAACUUUGAUUUGUUGAAUGAUGUAUACUUGUCGCCGCCGCAGCUCGCUAUUGCGAGGAAAAUGGAUGAGAUGUUCAAACUGGUGGCUAGCAAGUCGCAGAAGAUGCAGGAGCAGGGCGAAGAAGAGCAAGAGUUGGAUCUUGAGGAAGAGUCCGACAAGCCGAGGAUAACUGAUCUUAUAGAUCAUAAUUACUACUUCCGUCAGGCAGGCUAUGGACUUCCAGACAGUGAAUGCUACGCUCUAUAUAUAGCUUUAAACAUGUUGGCCAUAAAGGAGCCCGUUGCUACUGUCAGGUUCUUCGGAAAGAUUUUUGGGACAAAGGCUAACUAUUACGUGGCAGAGACUGAUCUCACGAUAGAAGAACUAGAUCGGAGAAUACGGGAGUUUGAUAUGAAAGACAUGCCUGGCGAGGGUGAGGGUUUGGACGAAGAACGCGUGCAGGAGCAAGGCGAGGAACAUAAGGAUAUCUUGGGAGAAGGAGAAGAAGAGGCACAGGCACAGAAGCCGAAGGAGCCAGUGCCUCCUAAGUUGCCUCCCAUACCUUUAUCUACAUGGCAACCGAAACCUACCAUACCGGUCGAAAGACCCGGCCAAGGCGUUAACAAAAAGGUGUAUUGGGUGUGUAAUUUGCCUGGUGAUCCAUGGACCUGUCUCCCGGACGCGACUCCGGAACAAAUUCGUGUGGCGCGGCUUAGUUUGCGCGCCAUGACCGGAGAUCUGGACGCUGAGGUACAAACGUUCCCGCUAUUCGAAGGCACGGAGCGUCACUACCUGCGUGCUCAGAUCGCGCGCAUCGCCGCUGCCACAUCGAUAUCGCCCCAAGGCUUCUACACCUUCGGCUCUGGGGAGGAGGAGGAGGACAUCGACUUGGAGGAAGCCGGGGAUAUGAACUUCAAUCAGAACCCGUUCUAUCAAGGGCAUACCAUCAAAGACCUCGUUGAUCCAGAGUUGGCAUACUGGGUGCACCACGGCAGACAUAUUCUCAAGCAGGGCAGAACCAUCUGGUGGAACCCGCGUCCCGAAAUGCAGGCGAGUUGUCUGCUGGCUGUUUUGUUUAAUUGCGCGAGUAGAGCAUCUGUCAAAAUAGCGAAUCGGGAGGAAGGCGAAGAGGAGGAAGAUGAGAAUCCCCCUAGCAUUGAAGCGGAGACGGGUCCAUCAUUGUUUGCCCCGCUUUCAGCAGAUGUUUCUACAUCUGGCCCGACAUGGACCACCCGAGUUGGUUCCGUGCUGGGCGGGCGAGCUCUCGCCGUGAUUAGGAGCAACCUUUGGCCUGGUGCCGUCGCUUAUGCUACAGAUGGCAAGAGAUCAGAAUGUAUGUACGUCGGGUGGGGUCUAAAGAACGAGCCGCCCAACUUCUCGCCUCUACAGCUUCCACGGCCCCAGGAAGAGUACUCCGUGGGCCCCGAGGUCAUGGAGAUGGCUGAUCCAACAUUUGCCGAUGAAGAGGUGUACCGCAUCGCCCAUCUACCGCCAGCCCCCCCUGCAGAGAUUCCCGGAGAAGGUGGUGAGGAAUUCAGCGAAGAAGAAGAGGAUGAAGACUAA